CUCCAGACUCUCUGGGUGAAAGGCAACACGCCUUUUUGUUUUGUUGCGUAACAGAGUCACACUUCCCCUAGUCCCGGAGAGCCAGCGAAGAACUCUUAACAAGCAGCAUGGCAGACCUAAUGGAAAAUGAGGUACUCCGGGCAUUCGCCACCUAUGCUGCUAUUGUCAUUGUGAAGAUGAUGCUGAUGGGGCCCAUCACUGCAUACUUCCGCGUUACCAGAGGGGCUUUUGCUCAUGAGGAGGAUGUGGCCAGAAAGUCUCCAGAGGAGAAGAAAAAGCUGCUGAGGACCGAUCCAGAGGUAGAGCGUGUUCGGAGGUGUCACCUGAACGACCUGGAGAACAUUGUCCCCUUCGUGGUGGUGGGACUUCUCUACGCCCUGACUCGACCCGAGCUUUCGACCGCUCUGCUUCACUUCCGCAUCUUCGCCGGGACGAGGAUCGUCCACACCAUUGCCUAUAUCUUGGUUCUGCCGCACUUCUGCAGGGGCCUGCCCUAUAUACUGGGCAUGCUGGUCACCUUUUCCAUGGUGUACAGGGUGCUCAGCACUGCCCUCAUCCUGUAGGACUGACGCCGAAACGGUCGACCGUUGUGAAUCUUGUUCAGUUCAGCUAUACAACUCAUAUUUUACAUUUUUAUACUUGGGCUGGUGGUGGGGCUCCAUCAACAGCACAGCAACUUUAAUAUUGUGACACCAUUUAAUUAGUGCAUGGUAGACGAUUGUGGAGUGUAAGGUGGGUCACAUGAGUAAACCGUUGCAGCUCAAGUUGACUGCCUGUGCUACUUCCUUUUUUCUUUUUUUUUUUUACAUGUAACCUCUUUGACGUUUUUGAAACUGUGAAUGUGAAAUGUCUUCUCAAUAAAGCUCCUCGAUCAACGUAAA
This is a messenger RNA of Solea solea (common sole), 881 nucleotides long. RefSeq names its product microsomal glutathione S-transferase 1-like. The record is from RefSeq and is a predicted model, not a curated record. Gene Ontology annotation, molecular function: glutathione transferase activity. Bases 108 to 563 code for a protein of 151 amino acids. NCBI's taxonomy places the organism in Eukaryota, Metazoa, Chordata, Actinopteri, Pleuronectiformes, Soleidae. Gene Ontology annotation, cellular component: mitochondrion; membrane. The transcript is spliced from 4 exons.